Apis florea (little honeybee) is the source of this 2259-nucleotide messenger RNA. Its product is annotated as fibroblast growth factor 1. The record is from RefSeq and is a predicted model, not a curated record. NCBI's taxonomy places the organism in Eukaryota, Metazoa, Arthropoda, Insecta, Hymenoptera, Apidae. Gene Ontology annotation, molecular function: growth factor activity.
CGUUUCGCCUCCCGUGUACCCGUUUUUAAUUUAGUCUACCUCGAAUUGCUGACCACCGCUGACUACUACGCCGUCUAACCAAUAGGCCGGCGUCAUAUCCAGUAUUAUCCAACGUGUAGCCACGACGUGUAGCCGGAGCCGGCUCAGUCGUGUGAUAAACGCGGAGGCACCUGGGUAGGCUGUGGCGCACAUCCGUCGACCGCCGAUGAAUCGUCCGCGAACAAUGGAUCCGUGAACUCCGUGAAACGGAACCGCGGACAGCUGAUCAAUUGGCCAAUUGUUGCUUGACCGUAGUGUUUCGAAAACUGUCGAUCGAUCGUUCUGUUUUUGUUCCUUCGAAUCUUGAUCACCGUGAGAAUCACUAGUGGAAAUUGGAAUAUUGGAUAUUUGGCACGAUCCAGAAAAUUGAGAAAAUCAAGGUAUCAACUUGGUAGAAGAUCAUUAUCAUAAGAGAAUGAGUCUUCGUUGGAUUCACGAGAACUUAGAGGCACCGACAUGCGACGAGGAAUGCAGCGACAUCGAUGACAGUUGUAGCGACGAUAGCUACGAUUCCGAUCUAUCGAUCGGCGAGGAGAAAGGGCCGGCUAGCGAAAAGGAGAUCAAUGGGGAUCGUAGGAGGAAAAGGGAGACCAGGAGGCAUCCGACCACUACAGUGAAGUUCGACGAGAACGGAACUUCGCAUUACAUCACGGCGGAAUCGGUUAAACGCUCGCCUUGCGUAAUAUGGGAUCCUAGGAAACCGGCACAAAAUCCUGUGUACAAUUGUUUGGUAAUCAAAUUGUUCUGUCGAACCGGAUAUCAUCUCGGUGUGUCGGAGUCCGGUCGUGUUCGAGGCUUGAGUGCUACGAAUGAGCCACAUGCUUUGCUUCAUAUUAUACCGGUAUCAUUUGGAGUGGUACGAAUACAAAAUAUCGAGACCAGUCUUUAUCUGGCUUUCAACAAGAAAGGUCGUUUGUAUGGAGAGUUAAAUGGAAAUAAAGAUAAUACUGAAUGGGAACAAUGGAACGUUGGUUCUUACGAUGCUUUUCGAUCACGAAAGUAUGCGAAUUACGGAUGGUGGAUAGGAAUAAAGAAGAAUGGUCGUGCGAAACCAGGACCAAGAACUAGUUGGGGCCAAAAAUCGAUACAAUUUUUAGCUAUACGACAAGAAUAAUUUCUAUGAAUAUUUUAUACAUAUUUACAUAUUAAAUUAUAUAGAGUUAUUUGAAUUCUUGACCAAGAAAAAUAAAAAAAAUAAAAAUUUAAAUGAAAUAAAUUAUAGUCAAACGACAAAUCAAACGCAUAAUACGAAUUAAUAUAAAACUUUGUAAUAAAUAUAAUUUUUUACUAACAACGAAAAUCAAAUGUUCUCAACAGGAAAAAUAUAAAAAUUCGUUAUUUUCUAUGAGAAAUAAAUAAUUGUUUUCCAAUAGAAUAUAAUGUUUAUUAUAACACUGUGUUACUCAACAAUAGAUUGUGCAUUCUGCUUGUGCCCUUCAACUGAAACUUCAAGUUGCAGUUUUAAAAUUGCAAUACAUUUCUUUUUUUUUAUCAAUUACAAUCGUUGAUCGAUCAUGCUGCAGGCAAAGUGUCAAUGGAAUUUUUAUUCAGUCAGUUAAGUGAAUUAAUUUAAAGUUUACACUGUGCUCGCAGCAUUUAUAUCGUAAUUUAUAUAGAACGCUAAUAUAUGUCGUAAUAUAUUAUAUAAUUAUAUGUAAUAUAUUUAUAUUUAUAUGUAAUUGUGUAUAUAUAUAUAUAAUUAUUUCUUAUCUCUUUUGUACAUCUACAUACAUUGCAUACACGUAUAUCGAAACUCUUAAGCGAAAGCUUCAAUUAAAAAAAUGUUGAUGUUUGAUUAAAUAUCGUAAUUACAAACAUUUAUUACCCUUAUUUCUUAUUUAUUAAUAUGUCAAAGAGCGAUAAUUAACUUCAACAAAUAUGAUUUAAUAUUGGAAACGAAUCAUACACCUGUAAAUAUCAAGAAAUCGAUAAUUAUGAAUCUUAACAAGUAUUAAUUUUAUCUUUUAAUAUUACAUAAGUCGUAUAUUUUAUUCUUUAUAAAACUUUAUAUUAAAUCAUAACUGAAAUUCUUUAUGUUUAAAUUCUUUUUACGACAUUUAAUUGCAUAAAUACAAAAUGGAAUUCUUUGGCAAAUAAAUAACAAUCAUAAGCGUUUUAUAAGUAAAAAGCAUUUGACUAAAAAAUAAAAAUUAAACAAUGAUUUUUUUCUGAUACACACAUUUGAAUUGUAAAGUUGAAUGAAUUCGAAUAUGUGUUUCA